Messenger RNA from Haliotis rufescens (red abalone), 2021 nucleotides. Its product is annotated as cytochrome P450 3A11-like. The transcript has 7 exons. Lineage: Eukaryota; Metazoa; Mollusca; Gastropoda; Lepetellida; Haliotidae. Gene Ontology annotation, molecular function: iron ion binding; oxidoreductase activity, acting on paired donors, with incorporation or reduction of molecular oxygen; heme binding. The coding region runs from base 24 to 1544 and encodes 506 amino acids. The record is from RefSeq and is a predicted model, not a curated record.
UGUUCUACCAGACGUUAUACAAGAUGCUCACGGAGAUAGUAGUCACCCUUGUCGCACUCCUUGCUGGAUUCCUCUGGCAUCUCAAGCGGCACUUCAGUGUGUUCAAGCGUCUAGGAAUCCCUGGGCCUGAACCAUCCAUCAUCUCUGGUAAUCUGAUAGAAAUCAUGAAGAAAGGCCAGUUCCAGGCUACCGUUGACUGGAGUAAGAAGUAUGGGCGAGUCUUUGGUUACUUCGAGGGCUAUACUCCGGUCAUGUCCGUCAGUGACCCCGACCUCCUCAAGCACAUUCUUGUGAAGGACUUCAAGAACUUCCAGUGCCGCAAACAAUUCCCCCUGGCACCAAGGAAGAGUCUUGGGCUGUUCCUGGAGAACGGACUGCAGUGGAAACGGAGUCGGAACCUCCUGACACCUGCAUUCAGCUCUGGGAAAAUGAAGCAGAUGUUUUCCACCAUGGCGGAUACGGCUGAUAUUCUGAUUGAUAACUUGGACAGGAAGGCAGCAUCCGGGGACUCAUUUGAUAUCUACAGUACCUUCCAAUGUCUGACCCUUGACGUCAUUGGCAGGUGCGCCUUUGGACUCCGCACUGACGCCCAGACCGACCCCAACGACCCUUUCCUCAACAACAUUAGGACGCUGUUCAACACUCUCUCAAAGACACUAAUCCUGCCCUUAGUCAUGUUUCUGCCGUUUCUCUCUCACGUGGUAUUCUUCAUCAAGAACCUCGUGGUCAUCUUUGGUAUGAAUCCCGUAGUCUGGCUGCGCGAGCAGAUGAAGGAAGUUAUCACCAUCAGAAAAGAAAUGGGGGAAAACAGUCGCAUAGUGGACCUGGUCCAGAUGAUGUUGUUUCCACAGAAGGCCCGUGGUAACGAGAAGGAUCCCCUGAAGAAAGCAAUGACUGACAGAGAGGUGGUGGCACAGAGCAUGACCUUCCUCCUGGCGGGCUACGAGACGACCAGCACAGUGUUGGCCUUCUUCAGUCACGUACUCGCUCUACACCCGGAAGUCCACAAGAAACUCAGCAAGGAGAUCGAACAGAAAGUGGGACAGCGUGACGUCACAUAUGACUCCGUCAAGAACUUGGUUUACUUCGAUAAGGUGUUCGACGAAGUCUGUCGCCUCUACCCCACUGCUUCAUUGAUUGUGACGAGAAAGGCAUCUGAAACAAAAACGUACAAUGGCGUCACCAUCCCUGCUGAUAUGAACAUCCAGGCCAACGUCUGGGCUCUCCACCACGACGAGGAAUUCUGGGAAAGUCCUGAAACGUUUGACCCGGAACGAUUCUCCCAAGAAAAGAAAAGCGGCGCCGCUGGUUACACGUUCCUUCCGUUUGGAGCAGGGCCACGUGCUUGUAUCGGGAUUAGGUUUGCCAUUCUGGAGGCUAAGAUUACCAUGGCUAAAAUUUUACAAAAGUUUACCAUACAGAAAGCAGAAGACACAAAACUCCACCUUCAGUUAGAAGCCAGGGGUGCCAUUGUUCCUAAGGAAGAGGUGAAGGUCAUACUGAUGAGGAAGUCACGUGACGCUGCGACCAGACGACGCGGUUGAGACUCAUGAUGCUUCUUUGCAAGAGCAGCGAUGUAAUGUCAUGCCCACGUGACAUAUCCACCAUCCACUCUCAGAGGCCAAUCUGGGUUUCCGAUCUAGGAGGCCCGUCUAGAGAGGUCCGUCUAGGACUCCCGUCUAGGAAGGCCCGUCAGAGCUUGACAUGAGAGAGGAAACUGAAGUUCAUCACUAGCCCAGUCUGACACUACAAGAACACCGCGAUCUGCCUUAAAACAGAUCACGAUUAUUUGAUCAAAACGUUUGUAUGAACUGCAUGUAUAAAACUUAUACAUGUUCUGCUGUUUCUUGAGUUUGGUCGAUCUCAGCGGCAAGUGAAAAUUACCUGUUUGUGUAUGUUUGACUGUAGGUGUAGUGUAUGUCCGCCAUAGCAACAGUAAACAGUUGAAUCUCUCAUUCAGUGUUUAUCUUGUAUUGUUGUUAAGUGCCUUGAUGGAAUGAAUAAAUGCUGUAUUGUUUUUA